AUGAAGUUAACAAUCUGUUUUAUUGUGUUUAGUGUGGCUCUCUACGUUGGGGCAAGUGAACCAAGCCCCUGUGAAAGCAAAGAACAAGUCAAUCCGUCGGUGAAUGAUGUGCUUGAAAACGGGCUGAAGUUCCUCGUGGCAAAGUUCGAAGCGAUGGAAGGAAUGUUUUUGGAGACGCGAUUGGAACUGCAUGCGCAUCGUCAAGAUCGUGCUCGGAUGCAAUCGUUACAAGAGAAGAUAUUCGACGACCCCUUAUGGUCUCUUCAUCGAUUGAACGAUCGUAUGGAUCGGCUGGACCAUGAUGUGGGACGGAAUCUGAGUGUUCUUGAUAAGCGGUCUUGGCAAAUCUCGGAGCAGCUAACCACGUGUGCUAGUAAUGACCAGUUCCGUGAUAAAUUGUUCGAUUUCGUACCGAAAAAGAACCGAUCUACUGAUAAGCUCGGACAGGAAGGCACGGUCGCAUUUUACACCUCGACUAAUAACUCCAAAAAGCAGCUUUGUGCCACUCCCAAGGUUCCGGAACAGAAUAUUGCCAUGCCAACGGAAGUUAGUGACACAAAAACGCCAACAACACCAACGAUACCAACGACGACUGAACUAGCUUCGUUUACUUCGUGCAAAGACGUCCCUUCGAAUGUGUCGGGAAUAUAUCACAUUCGUGUGAAGAAUGAUAGUGAACCGAUCAGAGUAUAUUGUGAACAGAAUGCGUAUGAUGGUGGGUGGAUAGUAAUCCAGCACCGAUACGACGGUACAGUGGAUUUUUACCGUGGCUGGAAUGAGUAUCGCGAUGGGUUCGGUGAUUUGGGAAAAGAGUUUUGGUUGGGCUUGGAGAAAAUUCAUCAGAUAACCACGGGACGUAGGCAUGAGCUCGUCGUUGAAUUGAAACACUUUAAUGGAACGCAUCAGUCCGCGCGGUAUGAUGCAUUCGAAAUAGGGAGUGAGAAGGAACAAUAUGCAUUGAAGGAUCUUGGGAAGUAUAAUGGAACAGCAGGAGAUCACAUGACCUGGAACAGAGGGAUGAUGUUUACAACGAAAGAUCGUGAGAAUGAUCGUCACCCUGGUUUACAAUGCGCUCACUAUCAUGGAGGAGCCUGGUGGUACAAUAGGUGUACGUAUGUGAAUUUAAACGGGCGGUACAUGAAAGCUAAAGAUAUGGAAUCAAUGCAUUGGAAUACCCUGCAAGGGUUACUUUUUUCGAGAAUGAUGAUUCGGAACAAGUAG
Messenger RNA from Anopheles aquasalis, 1221 nucleotides. RefSeq names its product angiopoietin-related protein 1-like. NCBI's taxonomy places the organism in Eukaryota, Metazoa, Arthropoda, Insecta, Diptera, Culicidae. The record is from RefSeq and is a predicted model, not a curated record.